This is a messenger RNA of Pygocentrus nattereri (red-bellied piranha), 1682 nucleotides long. Its product is annotated as CMRF35-like molecule 3. The record is from RefSeq and is a predicted model, not a curated record. Bases 67 to 1389 code for a protein of 440 amino acids. The transcript is spliced from 7 exons. NCBI's taxonomy places the organism in Eukaryota, Metazoa, Chordata, Actinopteri, Characiformes, Serrasalmidae.
UUCAGUUGUAAGGACAGCUUGUCAAGUGUAAACUGACCUGUGUGAGAGUUUAAUUUAAGUUUAAACAUGACCAUCAUCUCGGUCAUCAUCCUAACUGUCUUCACAUCUGCUGGAAUCAGUGCUGGAACUACUGUAACUGGAUACAGAGGACAGUCAGUUCAGAUUAGAUGCCCCUAUGAUUCUGGAUAUGAGACCUACAUAAAGUAUCUCUGCAGAGGAGAAUGUUCUGUAUGGGGAACUAAAGACAUCCCUGUUGAGUCUGGAUCUGCUGAAGAUCAGAGAUUCUCUCUGGAUGACGACACAGCAGCCAGAGUCUUCACCAUCACCAUCACUGACCUGAGACCAGAGGAUGGAGGAACUUACUGGUGUGGGAUACAGAGGUCUUAUCUAAUCCCUGAUAUUUACACAGAGAUUCUAUUACUUGUUGAAACUGGAGUGGAGACACAAACCACACAUCUGCCUCCGCUCUCAACUACAGAAACAUCUGAUGACAGUAACAUCUCCCAUUCUACUCCAACACUUUCUAUUAGUACCUCAGUGGAUUCGGAGACCACACAACUGCCUCCUCCUCCAGGUUUCAUCACUCUGUAUGUGUGUGUUUCACUGCUGGUCUCUGGAAGCGCUCUCAGUCUUCUAGUGCUGUUCUACACACAAUGGAAGACUUUCAAUACAUCACCAGAUGCUUCUAGCUCAAUAAUACCACAGAGGAAUUCCAGGAGACUAGAGGAUAGAGCCAACAAUGAAAACCAUCCAGCUGAAAAUGACUACUCCAUAAUAAUCAAUCCGGUCUACCAGAGUGGGAACCCCAACACCAGCCAGUCUGACUCAGUCUUUCAGAGUGUUAACACCAGUAUCCAACAAUCUGAUGCACUGUUUAAGAGUGUAACACCCAGCGCCAAUCAAUCAGAUCCAGUCUAUCAGAGUGUAAACCCAAGCGCAAAAAAGUCUAAAUUAGCCAAGCUGAGUGUACAUCCCAACACCAGCCAAUUAGACUUGGUCUAUCAGAAUCUCAAUCGAGAUACUGACCAGACAGAUUCAGUCUACCAGAUCAUGAACCCCAAAACCAACCAAUCAGAUUCAGUCCGGCAAAGACUAGAUCGCAAGACCAGUCAGUCUGAUUCAGUCUACCAGAGCAUGAAUCCCAACACCAGCCAAUCAGAUUCAGUCUACCAGUGCAAAAAUCCCAAAACUACUCAAUCAGAUUCCGUGUAUGAAAGUAUGAAUUCCAAAAUCAGCAAGUCAGAUUCUGUCUACCAAAGCAUGAAUCCCAACAGCAGUCAAUCAGACUCAGUCUACCAGAGCUUAAACCUCAACAUCAAACAAUCAGACUCAGUCUACCAGAGCUUUGCCCUAACACCAACCAAUCAGAUUCAGUCUACCAGCAUCUAAAUCCCAACACUAAACAAACAUAUUCAGUCUACCAGAGUCUGAACUCAAACAGCAAUCAAUCAGAUUCAGUCUACCAGAGCCUAAACCUCAAUAUCAAACAAUCAGAUUCAGUCUACCAGCAUCUAAAUCCCUACCACUAAUGAAUUUCUUACUACCAAAAUUCUCAGUUGUCACUUAUUCCACCUUGUUGCAUAAAUUGCUGAUUUUCUUUGAAAUGUACACACAGAACAUCAUUGUAAUGACUUGUUUAAGUUUUUCUAUGACUAUGAAUAAACAUCAUCACGCUCAUGCAA